AUGGCUUCCAAUAGCAUUUUGCUGCCGGUAGCGGACCAAAGCCCAUCAACAGCGGGAAGCCUCAGACAACUAUCUUCACUCUUUCCCGCCGCCCCAGAACUGCUGUCCCUCACCGUCGGCAUCCUUCUGGGAGCCACAAUCUUCUCUUACCGUCGUCGGAGAUCCGACCACCAACGCCAAGACCUGGAAAGCAUUGCCGUUGCGCGCGAGCCAAAGGACCAGCUGCCCACUCCACCCCCACAUCCCCUCCUAUCGCUGCCGCAAUCGCCGCCGCCGCCCCUAUAUGAUGCCCAAAGCACUAAACCACCGCCACCCCCAUCCGCAUUCACAGACCUCCCACCACCCCUCCGUACGACCCUCCACUCUCAGGUCGGCCCCCCCGUGACCAGCACCGACCUCGCCUCUCGGCCCUGGAGGCGCGUCACGUAUCCUUUACCGCGCCACCCCUGUGAUCCGCGGGCCACCGAAGUCCACGUCACUCAAGGGGUGCAGUUCUUCCUGCAGCCCGAAAGCCUGCUGCCAAUCGAUGGCAACGGCGACGGCGACGCGGCUGCCUCCGAGAAGCAAUCGCAGCAGCAGCAGCAGCAGCAGCAGCCACGUCAAGCAAGGCAGUGGCGGAAACGCCGCAUCAUGACAUUCGAGGCCGUCGCCAGGGAUCCAGAUGAGGAGGAAAGUAGGGAUGGUGGCGGGAGACGUGCGGCCCCCCCACCGUCCGGAGACGAUGCGCAGGUCGCGGGAAUCGGUGCGGGCGCGGGCGCCGCCAUCCUCGGGUUCGGGACUUCACCGCCCGUGGUACAGGAAUCGGUCGUCGUCAACGUCGUCAGCGAGGCCGACAUGUGGGCUAAGAUGCGAGGCGUCGAGAUUGAGAUCUAG
Messenger RNA from Cyphellophora europaea CBS 101466, 873 nucleotides. RefSeq lists its product as uncharacterized. The transcript has a single exon. Lineage: Eukaryota; Fungi; Ascomycota; Eurotiomycetes; Chaetothyriales; Cyphellophoraceae. The coding region runs from base 1 to 873 and encodes 290 amino acids. The record is from RefSeq and is a predicted model, not a curated record.